UCAAAGUUGUUUUUGGAUACAGAACGAUUUUUGAUUAAACUGUAAAAAUCUGUAAAAUGUGAUUUAUUAAAAAAUGAUAAGCUCUAUAAAAUAUUUCUACCAUACUAUGGUGAUUUUUAAUUGUGUAACAGUGGAAUAUAGUAUGAGAGUUAUGUACGAUAUCUUUGCCAUACGUACCUUCUAUCAAAAAUCAUAAAAAUGGCUGGUAUAUGGCUUAAAUAGAUGCCUUUUAGGUUAUACCCAAAAUAUUGUAUACAUUAAUCGAAAAUUUACUGAAAAAAUGAGGAAGAGCACUGAAAAACCUUCUAAAUACACAAUGGGCAACUCUUCUACUAGAAGGCAUUAUAGUAAACAACAAACUGCAAAGCCAGUGCACCUACGUAGAGUUGAAAAGGCUUUGAACCUGAAUAAUUUUUUACAAAACCUGAAUCAGGGCCUCGUACUCAGUGGCGAUUCAGACGAUUCUGAAGAGGAUAUACCUAAUGUGACAGAUAUAAACAUAGACAGCAUAUUGAAAGAAUCUGAACCGCACUCUCCAAAAGAAUAUUAUAACUUCAAAAAUGUAUCUACAACACGUAAAUGGUUAAGUGAUAUACUCCAAGAAAGUUCGGAUGGGACUCCGGAUGAUGUACAGUACAAACACAUACUAAAAAUGCACGCAUAUACAAAAGAUAUUCGUAAAACUAAAGAGAAUCAGUAUAUGUUUUAUGGUGCUGGAUUGAUAAGCACCAUAGAUCAUUAUCCUGAAAUAGAGAAAAAUCUGCCAUUACAACCUAAAAAAACUGGUAUCAAGACGCAAGGUUACACAGAAUCUAAACUUUUUGGUUCAGAACCACUAGAUGAUGUUGGGUUGAGGAUGGAAGAUCCUUGUUUGGACAUGAACUUGCAAAAUGGUUUAGCACUUCGCACCAUUGAUGAAGAAGAACAUCGUCACGUGAACCCAGAAUUUACUAUACCAAUGGGUUCUCGCACGAUGUCAGUUCACCAUAUGGCACAGAUGAAUGCCUUAAGUAGUAGAAAAAAGUCCAAACGAUUCAAAGAUGAGGAGUCAAAAAGGAAAUGGGAAGAUAUGAUGACUCUUAAGAGACGGAAAUUAUUUACGAAUAUAGUGAAAAAAGAAAUUGGGAAACAGCAUAGAUCUAAGAUAAACAAGCAUAAAGAAAUGUUGCUACAAUGUAAAAGGAUUGCCUCUCAUUGUAUGAAGUAUGCUCGACAGAAAGCUUUGCUGAGCGCCAGAAUAGUAAAAGAACAACAGUGGCGUAUGAAACGAUUAUCAAGAGAAAACAUCGCAUAUUGGAAACGAUCGAGACGUUUCGACAGAGAAGUUAAAAAACGACUUGAAAAGGAGGCUGAAGAACAACGUAAAAUUGACUACGAGCUAGUCGAGGCUAAGAGACAGCAAAGAAAACUUAAUUUUUUGAUCACUCAAACUGAGCUCUAUGCUCAUUUCAUGUCAAAAAAAUUGGGCCAAGCAUCACCUCAAGAGCAGUUGAGAAUAUUGAGUCAGUUAGAUGAGGAUAACAGCAAUAAGCUGAGCUGUGAUACCUAUGACAGUGAGGCGAUAAAAGAAAUGGCAAAAAAGAAUGCUUUAGACGCAUUUCAAAGUGAAAAAGCACGAACGAGGCACUUUGAUCAGCAGGCUAACUCGUGUUUAGGCGAUUUUGAAAAUAUAGAAGGAGAACAACCCCAACCAGAGCUCUUCAGAGGCAAAUUAAAGGGAUAUCAAUUACGGGGUAUGAAUUGGUUGGCGAAUCUUUACUCCCAAGGAAUAAGCGGAAUUUUGGCUGACGAAAUGGGCUUAGGAAAGACUGUGCAGAGUAUCGCUUUUCUUUGUCAUAUCGCGGAGAAAUAUUCUGUUUGGGGCCCUUUCCUCAUAAUAUCUCCCGCCUCAACUCUACACAACUGGCAGCAGGAAAUAGCUAAGUUUGUACCCGACUUCAAAGUAGUCCCUUAUUGGGGCAAUCCAAAUGAAAGAAAAAUCCUGAGACAAUUCUGGGACCAGAAAGACAUGUAUACUAAAGAAGCAAGUUUCCAUAUUGUUGUCACGUCGUAUCAAAUAGUGAUAUCAGAUAUAAAAUAUUUUAACAGGAUCAAAUGGCAGUACAUGAUUCUAGAUGAAGCGCAAGCUAUAAAAAGUACUAGUUCUAUGAGGUGGAAGACAUUGCUAGGCUUUAGCUGUAGAAAUCGGCUAUUGCUAAGCGGUACUCCAAUACAAAACAGCAUGGCGGAACUAUGGGCGUUGUUGCAUUUCAUAAUGCCAACCCUUUUUGAUUCACAUGAGGAAUUCAAUGAGUGGUUUUCGAAAGACAUUGAAAACCAUGCUGAGAAUAAGACAGGCAUUGAUGAGAAGCAUCUGUCUAGAUUGCACAUGAUCUUGAAACCAUUUAUGUUGAGAAGAAUCAAGAAAGAUGUCGAAAAUGAACUGUCUGAUAAAAUAGAAGUGAUGGUUUAUUGCCCGUUAACCACUAGGCAAAGUUUGCUGUAUUUGGCGUUGAAACAGAAAAUAAAGAUAGAAGAUUUGUUGCAUUACACAGUUGGUGGAGGUGAUUCACAUGCUGUAGAUAAAAAUUUUACGUCGAAUCUUAUGAAUCUUGUUAUGCAGUUCAGAAAGGUGUGCAAUCAUCCGGAGCUUUUUGAAAGAAGAGAUGCUAAAUCACCGAUAAGACUUCCAAAUGUCCAGUAUAACAUUCCUUUUUUCACAUAUGAUUAUAACGUCAGAGAACAAAUGUCAAUCAAGCUUAUGAAGAAAUUUGAUGUUUCUCCAAAGAUAAUUUCGGAACGUGUUCAAACAGAUUUUGAAAAUACCAUCUUCAGUUUCUGCUAUGCUUUCAAUUUAUCAUUUGGAGAGAUGUAUCAAAUAUUUCAGGGAAAUAUGUUGCAACGGUGGUUACAUUAUUUUAACCUUGAAAAGGAAGACCACAAUAUAUAUCACAGAACAUUCUGGCAUCCAGAGAUAUACGACAAGCCUACAGUUCGCUUACGACCGCAGCUGAAGCUUAGCAAGCCUGCAAUAGAAAGUAGCUGUGUAUUAAACGAUCUGGUUUUUACCAAACAUACUAGCGGAAAUAAAGUGAUAUACUGUCAUACGACUCACAUCUACCAUAGUAUGCCAGAAACUGUGGAGCACAGGAAUAUAAGGUUCAAAAAUAGAGAUCUUGUUAUUGAUGAAACUAGUAUGAUCGAGGUAGUUAGUGACGAAAAAAUGAAACCUCCGACAAUGUCUUCUUUGCCAGAUUUUGUACAUGUGAAAAGGCCUCCUAAAAAGUUUCAUUGCUGUAUGACAGAGCUGCCAUAUUUCUUAUUUUCCAACAUGCCCAAGGCAUCUGCAGCGCCGAUUUCACUGUACUGUUACUCCCGGAAGGCAGCAUGGGACAUGCACAAGCAUGCUGUUGAAACCGGCUUCAACCAUCUAAACCACCAAUGGGCGAAAGUCACUGGUCAAAUGGUCAACUACAAGUCUGGACAGCGUUGGUUUCCUGAAUUCCAAAACUGUCUGGGUGAGCUUCAGCCUAUCCACGGCUGGUCAAAUAUUGUUAUACCCGACAAAGAAUGCUUAGUAACUGAUUCAGGGAAACUUUCUGUGUUAGACGGGUUAUUAAGAAAGCUGAAGGAGGAGGGCCAUAGGGUUCUGAUUUACUCGCAGAUGACAAAAAUGAUCGAUUUAUUGGAGGAAUAUAUGUGGCACAGACAUCACAAAUACAUGAGACUAGAUGGUUCUUCUAAAAUAUCGGAACGAAGAGACAUGGUAGCUGAUUUCCAGGCUAGGACCGAUAUUUUUGUCUUCUUGCUAUCUACGAGAGCUGGAGGACUUGGAAUCAACUUAACUGCCGCUGACACGGUUAUAUUCUAUGAUAGCGACUGGAAUCCGACAGUGGAUCAACAAGCUAUGGACAGAGCUCAUAGGUUAGGCCAGACCAAACAAGUAACAGUGUAUAGGUUGAUAUGUAAACGAACUAUUGAGGAACGAAUAUUACAGAGAGCCAGGGAAAAGAGUGAGAUUCAAAAAUUGGUUAUCAGUGGCGGGAACUUCAAACCUGAUACGCUUAAGCCUAAAGAAGUUGUUUCACUGCUUCUUGACGAUGACGAACUUGUACAAAAGUAUCAUUUGAAGAUUGACAACACUGUAGAUGUCAAAGAUGACAAAAAACGAAAGUUGCCUCCUAAGGUAUCCCCUGGUGGCAGUGAAUCACCUAAGAAGAUAAAGCAAGAGGUACUUUCGCCGAGUACAGGUACAACUACAGAGGAGAAAAGCAGUACUAUGAAUUUGUCAAUUGAUAGUAUGCCUAAUAGUCCAGGAAGCAUUGCCUCGUCAGAUGUUGUUAAUGAAGAGAUAGUUGAGACCAUGGUAGAUGGUACUGAAUCGCCAGUAACUAACAAAUAUACAGUCUACAAUAUCUAUGGAUCAGCUGUGAAGCCUAGAGUAUCUGGCAGAGGAACUUCAAGACGUGGAAGACCUAGAGGGUCUAGAAGUAGACCUUAUGGAUUAACCAGGAACUAUACGCCUGGAGCACCACCUUCGAUUAGCGGAGUAUUUUCAGGAGAUUCUUUAGAGUCGAUAUCGCCCCAGAGUUCAGAGUCACCUGCUGGAGUAUCUUCAGCAUCGACGUCUAUACCCACCACUCCAGUAAUCAGAAGAGGUCCUGGAAGACCGCGGUUGAAACCUGGAGGUCCUGCAAAUGCAGGAUCGAGGGGUACUUACAGGGCAAGAAAACCUGCUAGGCCAUUACCAGUACCUAUUCCUUCGGAUGGUACCAAUAUCACGUCUACGAGCAACACCAAUGCUAGCUCACAGUAUUUGAAUUACUCGUUCUAUGAUUUUUCUGAUGAUUAAUUAGUGCGAACAUGUGAAAGUACAGGGUGGUCGAUAUGUAAACUGACUGGUUUGUAUCUUGAAUAUUUGUGUAAUGAAAUAGAAUACGUUAAUUUUUUUCAUCUUUAUCUUUUGUUACGAUUAUCUAUAAUUGUUAGUUUACCGGUUGCAAUUAGCGAUAACAAUCAGUUACAAGAUGCAAUUAGCUAUAAUUCGCGAGAUUGCAAGUUGGAAUUAGCUAUAACUGUCAGAUACGAAUUGCAAUUAGCUACUAUCAGUUACAAACAUCAAUUUAGAUGACUGACAAUUAUAGAUUGCGACGCAGGAUUUUUUCUUAACCAUCCGCACAAGUGCAAUCAUGCAUGCAUCAAUACUGUUCUCAAUUGUGUGUUUUUGUUUGUAUGUUGUACUAUAUAUGGAUUUGUAUCGCCGCUUGUGUCUUAUGCCGACGACAUUCGAUUAAAAUUUAGAUUCUAAGGAUUGUAGAAUCAGAAUCUAAAUAGACCAACAUCCAAAAUAGACGCAUAACAUUAAAGUGAGUUUUUUUGCCGAUACUUUGAAAUUCUCAACCUUCAUUCGUGCCGCUAUUGCGACUUAUAAACAAUAAUUAUAGCUAAUCGCAGCUUAUAACUUAAUUAUAGCUAACAAUUCUAUAUUGUAAGUGGCAAUUACAAACAAUUGCAACUUACAAUUAUAUCUGAUUGCCACUUGUAACUGACAAUUGUAAAUAAAAUAUUUUUUCUGCGAUAUCCUUUCCAGGCUUUCAUAGCUUUCUGUUAAAUGUUUAUUGACGGUAUUGUGUGAUUUUUCAGAAAUGAUAAACAUGCUUUUUUGAGUUGCCUGGUUACUCCGUCUGUAACUUUGAUAUGCAGGGUGAGUUUUUGAUGUGACUUCGGUCGAGAAUUCUGUUAUUACGCACGGUAUCUAAAAAAAGUUUUAAAAAUUGUAGCCAACAGUAUGCUGGUUACUUAGAAAAUAUGUUUAUCUCUACAGGGUGAUUCAUAAUUACUUUGAGAAAAAAACUUGUGAAAAGGGGAAUAAAAAAUGUGGAAAUGUACAGGGUGUGCCAUUUGAAAAUUUUGAUUAAUAGUUCAUUUUGCCUUCUUGGCCUUGAAAAAUUAGGUAGAUAGGUACAAAAUAUGGGAACGUAAAAUUCUCCUCACGAAAAACUCAGUAAUCUAGCUAUAAAAGUGGCGGAGGUGCAAGUUAGUUGAGUGUUUUUUCCGAUAGAUUGUCCAAUAUCUCAACAAUUUGAAAGUAAAACAGCAUAUGUUAUUCACUCCGUUUAAAACAACCUAUCCAAAUCUGCAAUAAAAUGUCCAGUCGAAAAAAUGUAUGUUUGGGGCACCGCGUAAUUAUGAAUCACCCUGUAGAAAUAAAAAUAUUUUUCAAGGACUUCAAUUUUCAUAACUAACAUUUUUAGAUAUCAUGUGUAAUGAUGGAGUUACCAUGGAAGCCCACACUAAAAACUGGCCCUGUACUUAUUUGUGUAACCGCGUGAGUAUUGGGUAUUUUUUAAAGGUGUAGAACUUUGGAAUGAAAUGAAGCAGAAAUACUGGAUAUAGAUGUAAUUCUGUAUUACAAUAUAGCUAUUAAAAUGAUUUCUUUUGCUCUGAUACGUCUAAAAAGACAGAUUUGAAAAGACGUUUCACAUCCUUUUUGUGGCCGUACUCAUUAGGCACUAAAUAGUUUUGUAUAUAUAGAUGUUGAUUCGAAUGUGUAAAUAUUUGUUAUGUAUAUAAACAUAGGUUAAAUAUUUUAAUUUAUGAAUAUCAAUCAAUUAUUUCACUUUUUAUCCUUGGUGACUUUUAUAACUAUCAGUUGAAACUUUUCCUACCAUAAGUUUUAUAUUUAUUUGAAUAUGAAUUUAUAGACUUUAUUGGCUCUGAUACUUUUUACAAUUUUAACAAUUGUACGUUUGACCAAAAGUGAUACCACCAACACAAUUUUUUGCUAGUAUUUGAUAAUCUACCAUUAAGCUGCGUUUAAGAAUACUUUUGACAGGCACGAGCCACAUCUCUAGAGGUGAAAUGCUACAGUAUGUCACAUGAUUUCAAGAGAACUGUAUGCAAAUAAUUCUUUGCAUAAUGAAGCAUUUCAGUUCGUUAUAUUUGACAGACGAUUUUCAAUCGAUGCUUGUCAGUGUUUUUCAGACUAAAAUGCAAAAAUAAUUUUCUCUUACACCUCUCUUAUUUAAAAAAAUAUGUUUUUAGAUUUCUCGUCCAAAUACACUACUCAAAAAAAUUAGUUAAGAAAAAAAUCAUUUUUUCCAGUGAUUUUUACAGGUUGUAUUUUGGUGAAAAAUGCUCAUAUCUAGACUUGAAGAAAUGCAUUUUAAAGCUUUAGGAUUCUAGUUUUUAGGUUUUUUAGCCGAAAAAUUUUAGGAGUAACGGUUCUUAUGCAAUUUUACAUUUUUUGAAAAUUUUUCCCUUUCUUUUUAGUCCACGGACUUGAAAAUUGUUGGACCACUAUAUGGAUCAGAUAGUCCGCUUAUUCAGCUUCAGUAUCCUAUAUCCUUUGGCGUGGAGAUUUCUGACUUUAAAUGAAAAAGGAUGCUUUUGUCACCGACCACUGAUAUCUCGGUAGCCAGUGAUCGCACAGAGAUUGUAAGGGUAUUUCCGAAAGUUUUUAUUGCAAUCUUUAAGGAAUCUGUUUUGUUUCCCCAGUAAAAGAAGGCAAAAUUUUUGCAAAAAAUUUUCAUUGCGCUGUCUGUUAGACUUUCAUUGCUCCUAAAUGUUUUUAGCUAAAAAACUGAAAAUGCCUUUUUGAAGUCUAGGUCCUACCAUUUUCACCAAAAUUUUGGAUUUUUUUCUUGCUCCCUUAAUCUUUUUGAGUAGUGCAUAUAAAAAAGGUCAGUUUAUCCAAUAUUUACAGACGAAUAUUUUGGUCAGAUUAUUUAUACAUGUGAAAAUUUCUUUAUGCAUUGUACAGAUGAAAUGUAUUCUAUAUAUCUUAAUUUUGUGUGUUGUCAAUUUUGGAACUUUCUCCUUUUCAACUCGCAAAUAUACAAGCGUUCAUUUUUCUCCAUAUUUGAUUUCAAUUGUUUUUCUUUCGAAUUAAUUUCUUUCAAAAUCGUAUGUUAAUACUUGUGUUACAUUAAAAUAUGAAUACAAUCAUAUUUCGUCGUUUUUUUUGGUAUACAAUUUUUCUCAAGUGACUCAGAUUCAAAAUUCCGGUUUUGUUUGAGAACAUAAAAAUCAGGUUGUCUUAAAUAGUCCAUCACCAAAAUGGAAGAGAGUAAAAUAAUGCAUUGUACGCUACUGUUAAUGUGGUGUGCCUUUUACAACAGUGCGAUUCGCGCGGUAGUAUACAAAGACAUACUGGAUGCAUUAUAAUACUCUCUUCCAUUUCGGUACCAAAGUAUAGUAGCGCUGACUACUGACUCGUUUCAGGCUUGUGCGAUGAUCUAAAUUUGAAAUCCUUCAAUUUUGCCGUAUAACAGUUUGAGGAGAAUACGCCUGAGCGUCCGCAGGAUGGCGCCAGGGGGCCGUGAAUAAGGUUGGCUGUCAAAAUUUGCAUAUUUAGCAUUGGUUUGUGUACAAGAUUAUGCCCCUCUGAUAAAAUUUCCUAGCCCUGCUAAUCAAAAAGUUUAAAAGGAAUAUACACUUCCAUAAUAUACAACAGUUGCCUCUUGCCAAUGUCCUAUCGGACCCCUUGCAAAAAGUUCUUGCGGGCUCGCCAAAUAUUAUUGUCGCAAUUUCGAGGGUUUAUAGCACUUAACAAAUUUUCUGAUAUUCUCGUUUUUUACAUGAACUCUCAAUAUAAUAACGUGAUGAUUCCGACAUAAAGCUACAAGAAACUUCAUGUUGUGCUUUUCUGUGUAUCAUUAUCAUAUUUAACGAUGGUUAAAUCAUGUAAUCUUCAUGAAAAAUUGUAUACUGCAAAACCAAUCAAUGUGAGUCUAAGAGCUGUAUCGCCAGUUGUUUCUACAAUUGCAGGACGCCUUUAUGGCCUCCUCGAUUUUCGUAGUAUUUUUUCUCCUUCACUUCAGAAAGGCUGGUGUCAGCGUCAGCGCUCUCCUAUUGUAAGGCUAUACUGUCUUUUUCAAUUGUAAGACAUUUCAGGCCGAUAUAACAGAUGAUAUAAACCAAAAGCAUGAACAAUUUGAUGCAAAUAGAUAUUUGCAACAUAACCUCAAAAUAGAGGGCUGAAACACACCGCAAAGUAGAAAACUAUGAAAAUCAAGGAGUCCAAAAAGGCGUCCUAGAAUUGUAGGAACGAUUGACGAUACCGCCCUAAAUGUAUGAAAAAUAAAUUACUACAAUACA
This is a messenger RNA of Acanthoscelides obtectus, 9078 nucleotides long. NCBI's taxonomy places the organism in Eukaryota, Metazoa, Arthropoda, Insecta, Coleoptera, Chrysomelidae. The record is from the annotation of a GenBank genome assembly.